CGGGGCGGGCUCCGGGGCCGCAGCGGUGUCGGCGGGAGACUAGCGCGCUGCGGGCCGGGGGAGGCGCCACGGAGCCGGUCCGGCUGCGGCUGCGGCUCCCGCUCCCGCCAUGGCCACGUCCCCGUGCAGCAGCAGCGGCGUCUCCUCCGCGUCGUCGGCGGGGCUGGGCGCGGAGGCGGCGCUGGAGAUCCGCACGCGCUCGGUGGAGCAGACGCUGGUCCCGCUGGUGUCGCAGAUAACUACUCUUAUUAACCAUAAGGAUAAACCAAAGCGGUCAGACAAGACGCUGCAAGCAAUUCAGCGGGUGGGCCAAGCUGUUAACCUAGCAGUUGGAAGAUUUGUUACAGUAGGAGAAGCCAUAGCCAAUGAAAAUCGAGAAUUGAAAGAGGAAAUGAGUAUUGCUUGCAUUGAGGCAAAGCGAGCAGGUGAAACAAUUGCACAACUUACAGAUGUAGCUAACUUGGAUCAUCCAGAAUAUGAUGGCCGGAUAACAAUUUUUACAGACAAAACAGGAGUAGUAAAAGCUGCAAGAUUGCUGCUUUCGUCAGUGACAAAGGUGCUGGUGCUGGCAGACAGAAUAGUUAUUAAACAAAUUUUAUCUUCCAGAAACAAGGUUCUUGCAACAAUGGAACAGCUAGAGAAAGUGAGUAGUUUUCAAGAGUUUGUGCAAAUAUUCAGUCAGUUUGGAAAUGAAAUGGUGGAGUUCGCCCAUUUAACUGGAGACCGACAAAAUGAUUUAAAGGAUGAAAAGAAAAAAGCUAGAAUGGCAGCAGCUAGGGCUGUGCUUGAGAAAUGCACCAUGAUGCUUCUCACUGCUUCAAAGACAUGUCUGAGGCAUCCUGACUGUGAAUCUGCUUGUUUAAACAAAGAAGGAGUGUUUCACCGAAUGAGAUUAGCUUUGGAGCAGGUAAUAGAGAUCGUAACUGACUCUAAACCCAGUGGAGAGAAUGAAAUGGCCGCCAUAAGUAUAUAUACGAGCAUCAAAGAAUUCAAGAAUAAGGUGGAAGGUCUUCGGGAGAAUCUUUAUUUUCUCUCUAAAGAGAAUCUUUCAACAAUGCUGGAACUCAUUCUGGAACACACAGAAGAUUUUACUGAUUCUGCCUACACCAGCCAUGAGCACAGAGAACGCAUCUUGGAACAGUCCAAGCUGGCUAAAAUGGAACUAGAGCAGCUGGUUUCAGUGUGGAUGCAAGCUGUAAGAGCUUUUUAGCAAAGUAAAUCGUUUCA
Molecule: messenger RNA, 1227 nt
Organism: Chrysemys picta bellii (western painted turtle)
Lineage: Eukaryota; Metazoa; Chordata; Testudines; Emydidae
Source: RefSeq, a predicted model, not a curated record